Necator americanus (New World hookworm) is the source of this 1224-nucleotide messenger RNA. RefSeq lists its product as uncharacterized. The record is from RefSeq and is a predicted model, not a curated record. The transcript has 9 exons. Bases 1 to 1224 code for a protein of 407 amino acids. Gene Ontology annotation, molecular function: ATP hydrolysis activity; ATP binding; P-type sodium:potassium-exchanging transporter activity. Gene Ontology annotation, biological process: potassium ion import across plasma membrane; sodium ion export across plasma membrane; intracellular sodium ion homeostasis. NCBI's taxonomy places the organism in Eukaryota, Metazoa, Nematoda, Chromadorea, Rhabditida, Ancylostomatidae. Gene Ontology annotation, cellular component: plasma membrane.
AUGGAUUUUCGACGAAUUGAAGGCGGGGCAGGGCGCAAGAGUGGCCGUUGCAAUAGAGGACGUCGUAAGAAACAGCGUUCUGGAGCCGGUUCGAACUCAUCGAUCUCACAAUCCCAACCGAAGCCUAACCCAAGUCGUGAUUGGUGUGUGGUUACCGGAGAGCAGUUACAGGAUUAUGAUCAAAUUGAGUGGGAUAUACUGCUCAGACAUAAAUAUAUAGUAUUUGCCAGGACAAAUCCCGAACAGAAAUUACUGAUAGUGCAAGAAGUGCAACGACGUGGUGAAACUGUAGCGGUCACUGGAGGGGGAGUUAACGAUGCUCCAGCGCUUGCUCACGCUAACGUGGGCAUUGCUAUGGGGUUGUGCGGUAGUGACAUUGCAAGACAAACUGCUGAUAUUGUGCUAUUGGAUGACAAUUUUGCAUCAAUUGUAAUGGGUAUCGAAGAGGGUCGACUGCUAUUCGAUAACCUGAGGUUAUCCCUGGCCUACACUUUUGCACAUCUCUGGCCUGAAAUUUUCCCAAUAAUGCUCACGUUCAUCCUUGGACUCCCGUUAGGACUAUCACCAAUGCAGAUCCUCUCCAUUGAUCUUGCCUCGGAAAUGCCACCAGCAGUUUCGUUAGCCUACGAACAACCUGAGCAGGAUAUCAUGUUAACUCGUCCACGAAGUGGAAAAACUCGUUUAUUAUCGAAAGGACUACUAGUCUAUGCAUAUUUAUUCGCGGGUACUGGAAUCACCAUAGGUUGUAUCGCAGCAUAUUUGAGUGUCUACUGGUAUCACAAUAUCACGUUCAACGAUUUGCUGUUCACAGCUGAGCAUCACUGGAAAAUUGGCGCGGCAAAUUUCACCACCAGUGAUGGAGUGGUUUAUGAUGAAAACCAACAGCUAUUCAUAAAAGGACAGGCUGCUGCAGCUUGGCAGAUUGUUCUUGUGAUGUCACAGGUAUUUCAUCUAUAUAACUGCGCCACAAGACGAAUUUCUGUCUUCAGACAUGGUAUCACCAACGUAGUAUCGAUAUUUGCUGUGAUUAUUGAGAUUCUCCUUCUGGUCAUGUUCGUCUACACUCCUGUAAGUCAAUACUUUAUGGACACUCAUGCUCCGCCCCCACAUGUAUGGGCGAUCGCUCCACUUGUUGGUCUGUACAUUUUGGCCUAUAAUGAAGCUCGUAAAUACCUCAUUAGGAAUUAUCCAAAGAGUAAACUUAUCAAACUUGUGAAAUGGUAG